Messenger RNA from Cebus imitator (Panamanian white-faced capuchin), 621 nucleotides. It is a transcript of the gene IRGM, whose product is annotated as immunity related GTPase M. NCBI's taxonomy places the organism in Eukaryota, Metazoa, Chordata, Mammalia, Primates, Cebidae. The record is from RefSeq and is a predicted model, not a curated record. Gene Ontology annotation, molecular function: GTPase activity; GTP binding. Gene Ontology annotation, biological process: defense response; cellular response to interferon-beta. The transcript has a single exon. Gene Ontology annotation, cellular component: endoplasmic reticulum membrane.
AUGAAUGUUGAGAGAGCCUCAGCAGAUGGGGACUAGCCAGAGGUGGUCUCUGCCAUCAAGAAGACUUUGAAGAUAGGGUUCGGGACACCAGUCAACAUCGCUAUGGCAGGGGACUCUGGCAAUAGCAUGUCCACCUUCAUCAGUGCACUUCAAAACACAGGGCAUGAGGGGAAGGCCUCACCUCCUACUGGGCUGGUAAAAGCUACCCAAAGACGUGCCUCCUAUUUCUCUUCCCACUUUCCAAAUGUGGCGCUGUGGGACCUGCCUGGCGCAGGGUCUGCCACCAAAAUUCUGGAGAAUUACCUGAUGGAACUAUAGUUCAACCAGUAGGACUUCAUCAUGGUUGCAUCUGCACAAUUUAGCAUGAAUCAUGUGAUCCCUGCCAAAACCAUUGAGGACAUGGGAAAUAAGUUCUACAUUGUCUGGACCAAGCUGGGCAUGGAUCUCGGCACAGGUGCCCUCCCAGAAGUGCAGCUACUGUAAAUCAGAGAAAAUGUCCUGGAAAAUCUCCGGAGGGAGCAGGUAUGUGAAUGCCGCAUAUUUAUGGCCUCCAGCCUUGAACCUUUAUUGCAUGACUUCCGAAAGCUUAGAGACACAUUACAAAAGACUCAUCCAAAUUAG